AUGGCUCCAGUAUUCACUAAUUCAAACGGUCAACCAAUCCCAGAACCAUUUGCUACUCAAAGAGUUGGUAAACAUGGUCCAUUAUUAUUACAAGAUUUCAACUUGAUUGAUUCUUUAGCUCAUUUUGACAGAGAAAGAAUUCCAGAAAGAGUUGUCCACGCGAAAGGUUCUGGUGCUUAUGGUGUCUUUGAAGUUACUGAUGAUAUCACCGAUGUUUGUGGUUCCGCCUUUUUAGACACUGUUGGUAAGAAGACUAAGAUUUUCACAAGAUUCUCCACUGUUGGUGGUGAAGCUGGUUCUGCUGAUACCGCAAGAGAUCCAAGAGGUUUUGCUACUAAGUUCUAUACCGAAGAAGGUAACUUGGAUUUAGUUUACAACAACACUCCAAUUUUCUUCAUUAGAGAUCCAUCUAAAUUCCCUCACUUUAUCCAUACCCAAAAGAGAAACCCAGAAACUCACUUGAAGGAUCCAGAUAUGUUUUGGGAUUACUUAACUUCCAACCCAGAAUCUACUCACCAAGUUAUGAUUUUAUUCUCUGAUAGAGGUACUCCAGCUUCUUAUAGAGAAAUGAAUGGUUAUUCUGGUCACACCUAUAAAUGGGCCAACAAGAAGGGUGAAUGGCACUAUGUCCAAGUUCAUUUCAUCAGUGACCAAGGUAUUAAGACCUUAUCUGUUGAAGAAGCCGGUGCAUUAGCUGGAUCUAACCCAGACUAUGCUCAAGAAGAUUUAUUCAAGAAUAUUGCUGCUGGUAAUUUCCCAUCUUGGACCUGUUAUAUUCAAACCAUGACUCAAGAACAAGCUAAACAAGCUCCAUUCUCUGUAUUUGAUUUAACUAAAGUUUGGCCUCACAAGGAUUAUCCAAUGAGAAGAUUUGGUAGAUUCACCCUUAAUGAAAACCCAAAGAAUUAUUUUGCUGAAGUUGAACAAGCUGCUUUCUCUCCAGCUCACACUGUCCCAUACAUGGAACCAUCCGCUGAUCCAGUCUUACAAUCCAGAUUAUUCUCGUACUCUGAUACUCAUAGACACAGAUUGGGUACUAACUACACUCAAAUCCCAGUCAAUUGUCCAGUCACCGGUGCUGUUUUCAACCCACAUCAACGUGAUGGUCAUAUGAAUAUUAAUGGUAACUUGGGUGCUUGUCCAAACUAUUUAGCUUCUGACAAACCACUUGAAUUUAAACAAUUUUCAUUACAAGAAGAGCAAGAAAUUUGGGAAGGUGCUGCUACUCCAUUCCACUGGAAAUGUACUGAAAAUGAUUUCGACCAAGCUACUGCUUUAUGGCAUGUUUUGAAGAGAUAUCCUAAUCAACAAGAACAUUUAGCUCAUAAUGUUGCUGUUCAUGUUGCUGGCGCAAAUCCACAAAUUCAAGAUCGUGUAUUUGAAUAUUUCGGUAGAGUUCAUCCUGACUUAAGUGCUCUUAUUAAGAAGGAAGUUUUAGAAUUAUCACCAAGAAAGUAA
Molecule: messenger RNA, 1458 nt
Organism: Hemisphaericaspora subhashii
Lineage: Eukaryota; Fungi; Ascomycota; Pichiomycetes; Serinales; Debaryomycetaceae
Gene: CAT1
Product: catalase A
Exons: 1
Coding region: 1-1458 (485 amino acids)
Biological process (GO): hydrogen peroxide catabolic process; response to hydrogen peroxide
Cellular component (GO): cytoplasm; mitochondrion; peroxisome
Molecular function (GO): catalase activity; heme binding
Source: RefSeq, a predicted model, not a curated record